UCUGGCAUUUUCGAGGCUAAAACAUCGGGACAUAUCCAUAUUAUAGACAUGACGGUAAUAACACGUCUCUCUGCCUCCCUAUAGGAAACUCCUGGAGUGUGAGGAGUCCCAUCUGUACACCAUCUCUGACACCCACAUCUCCAUGCCCUGCAUCUACCGCCAGUCCCCCAUCUACACCCUGCCUUGCCUGGCCCGGCAGGGAGGGCCCACACGCAGGUCUGAGCCCCAGUACAAGUUUGUUGAGGAGAUCAUCUCUGAGACCACCAGAGACAUGGAGAUGUCCGAGAUCGAGGAGACAGGCUCCGAGGAGACGGUCGGGGGAGAGGGAGACGAGUUUAGACAGAAGCAGGGAGAAGAGAGUGACAAAGCUGAGAGGAGGAGUGGGGAAGAGGAGGAUGAGGACAAAGAGAAAGCUAGAGGUAAAGUGGAUGUUGAAGUGGACGCCCUGGAGGAAGAGGGUGAACAGGAGGAAGAGUCUAAGAGACAGCAGAUGGUAACAUCAGCAGAGGUCGAGGUAAAUGGAGAUGGAGUUAGCCCUAGUGAGGGAGAAAAUGGAGAGGAGGGAGAUGAUGAAAGAGAGGAGGAAAAGGGGGGUGAGCCAGAUGCAAUCAAAAAGACAGAGGACAUUGACAGAGGUGAAAAUACACAAAGUGAAGUCAAAUCAGCUGAGGCCACUAGUGAGGGAGAGAAGGAAAAACUGGACACAACAGAGAAGCUAGACAGUGAGAUAAAUGAGACAUUAGAAAAAGAUGACACCCCAAAUCAUGGUGAAUCCCAACCAGGGAUUCCCAUGAAUGGUGACAUCUCAACAGAACCCAAAACGUCAGAGUUAGAGGAUAGCAAAACAGGAAGUUCAAUAAAGGGUGAACCACAGGGCCCCACAGAGGACAUCUCCAAAGAACCCAAAAAGGUGUCAGAGGAGAGAAAAAAAGAAAUCCAUUUAAAAGAGAAAAAAGAGGUAGAUCUGAAAGAGGAGAGUGCCCCAACAGAGCAACAACAAGAUAGCCCUAAAGAAAGUCCCAUCAAAGAGAGAAAAAAGGUAGAUCUGACAGAGCAGAAUGCCCCAACACUGGAGCAGAAACCUGAUCAGAAGGAGCACAGAGAGUCAGACCAACCUCAAGAGGCAGAGAGUGCUGUGACAACACAAGAAGAGGAUCUUCCUGAGCCCACAGAGAAGGACAUGGAAUCCCCUGAUAACACUGCAGAGCUCAACAGCAGUUCAACCAAGGAGACAGUGGAGCAGGUAAAGUCACCUGAUGAUUCUGGUGUAAAAACGACACAAGAUGAGAGAACAGUAGCAGGUAAAAUGCCAGACAGAAUUCUCAGCACAACAAGUGAGUGUAAGGAAGAGCCUGUGCAAAAGACUCCUAAACAGGAGGUGGGUCCGACCGAGCAAAAAGUGAGCAGCAAGGAUGAUAGUGUAAAAAGUAUUGUGCAGAAUGAACAUAAUGGCAGUGAAAAGGUCACAAAAGAUGUCUCAAUGGGUGAGGAAAAGGGGAAAGAAUCUGAGACAUCCCCUAAACCCGACGCCACUGUCACUCCUAAAGAAGAAACAACCCUGCAACCAGAGCCAACUGUCACCCCUAAAGAGGAGACAUCCCCUAAACCGGAACCCACUGUCACCCCUAAAGACGAAACAUCCCUAAAACCGGACCAAACUGUCACCCCUAAAGAGGAGUCAUCCCCACAACAGGAGCCAACCGUAACCCCUAAAGAGGAGACAUCCCCUAAAUCGGACCCCACUGUCACCCCUAAAGAAGAAACAUCCCCUAAACCGGACGCCACUGUCGCCCCUAAAGAAGAAACAGCCCCGCAACCAGAGCCAACUGUCACCCUUAAAGAGGAGAUAUCCCCUAAACCGUACCCCACUGUCACCCCUAAAGAGGAGACAUCCCCACAAAAGGAGCCAGUUGUCACACCUAAAGUAGAAAAUUCCCCAAAACCAGAACCAGCAGUCACCCCUAAAGUAGAGAAUUCCCAAAAACCCAAACUAGCAGUCACCCCUAAAGUAGAAACUUCCCCACGACCAGAACUAGCAGUCACCCCUAAAGUAGAAACUUCCCCGAAACCAGAACCAGCAGUCACCACCAUAGAAGAAUCUUCCCCAGAACCAGCAGUCACCACCAAAGAAGAUUCUUCCCCAGAACCAGCAGUCACCACUAAAGAGGAAACUUCCCCAAAACCAGAACCAGCAUUCACCCUUAAAUUAGAAACUUCCCCACCACCAGAACUAGCACUCACCCUUAAAUUAGAAACUUCUCCAAAACCAGAACCAGCAGUCACCCCUAAAGAAGAAACUUCCCCAAAACCAGAUCCAGCAGUCACCCCUAAAGUACAAACUUCCCCAAAACCAGAGCCAACCAUCACCCCCAAACAGGAAAUAUCCCCUAAGUCAGACUCAACCCUCACCCCAGAAUCAAUGACCACCCCUAAACCAGACUCAACCCUCACCCCAGAAUCAACGACCACCCCUAAACCAGACUCAACGCUCGCCCCAGAAUCAACGACCACCCCUAAACCAGACUCAACCCUCACCCCAGAAUCAAGGACCACCCCUAAACCAGACUCAACCCUCACCCCAGAAUCAACUACCACCCCUAAACCAGACUCAACCCUCACCCCAGAAUCAACGACCACCCCUAAACCAGACUCAACCCUCACCCCAGAAUCAACGACCACCCCUAAACCAGACUCAACGCUCGCCCCAGAAUCAACGACCACCCCUAAACCAGACUCAACCCUCACCCCAGAAUCAACGACCACCCCUAAACCAGACUCAACCCUCACCCCAGAAUCAACUACCACCCCUAAACCAGACUCAACCCUCACCCCAGAAUCAACGACCACCCCCAAACCAGACUCAACCCGCACCCCAGAAUCAACGACCACCCCUAAACCAGACUCAACCCUCACCCCAGAAUCAACUACCACCCCUAAACCAGACUCAACCCUCACCCCAGAAUCAACGACCACCCCUAAACCAGACUCAACCCUCACCCCAGAAUCAACGACCACCCCUAAACCAGACUCAACCCUCACCCCAGAAUCAACUACCACCCCUAAACCAGACUCAACCCUCACCCCAGAAACAACGACCACCCCUAAACCAGACUCAACCCUCACCCCAGAAACAACGACCACCCCUAAACCAGACUCAACCCUCACCCCAGAAUCAACAACCACCCCUAAAUCAGACUCAACCCUCACCCCAGGAACAACGACCACCCCUACAGAAGAGAGUGAAAUGAUAGACAGUGGUGACAAAGCUAAGACAAUCACACCACCAGAAGAACAGAUGCCUGCAGUUGCAGAGAGCAAGGACUCACACAGGGGGGCGCCAGAAAGCAACACAACUCAGGAGAAACCAGAGGAACGUAUGGAUAAAGAGCCUGAGAAGGUUACAGAACCCAAAGACAGAGAGCGUGAAGACCAAGGCCUCUGAGUUAAAACCUGAACAUGUGGAGAUAUCUAUUACAAAGACAUCACCGGUGAAAGAACAGGAUGUAUCAGCCGUGGGUUUGAAAGAUCAGACAGAUGAUGAGAAGAUAAAAGGACAGGCGCAAUUUAAAAUAGACGAGAACGGCUUUACAGGAGGUGAUGGAGAGAGCAAAGAUGACAAAACUGCAAAGAAGACAUCAACAGGACAAGCUGCUGAGCCAAUUGCAGAGAAGCAGGCUAAACCUAAAACUUGGGACUUAACCUCUUUAUAUAAUGACUAGAUUUAGAGGUCAGUAGAGGUUUUCUUUAAAACUGCAUGGUUAGUGCAAGCCUUUAAAGCAAUAUGAGAACUGCUCCGCCUUAAAAUAUUAACUGACACUUAAUAUGUAAAGUAUCAUGAUUCGUGACGGUCAAUUAUCACCAGGGCCACAACUUUCACUGGGGACGGGGACAGGACAUGUCCCCCUCCCACAUUCUGAAAUUGUAUUUUUGUCCCCCCCCCCCAGUUUUAUCAUUGGAAUAUGUUACAAAACAGGCAACGAUGUGCUCUAGGACCAUGUGGAUGCCUCCGAGUGGUUGGGUAGGCUGUUUGGAGUGUUUAUCCAACUUUAUAUAUUUUUUUUUUACAAUAAUAAUAAUGUGCCCACCACUUCUAAAAUCAAAGUUGCGCCCCUGAUUAUGAGGCACAGUUAAUGAACUCCUGCAAGAGAGAUGUACUGUAAUAUUGAAUGUAACAAAUCAAAAGCUGUAUUUUCCUGUAUCUAUUUACUUCUGACCAAUGGAUGAUAAUGUGCAUAGGGAUGAUAAUGAGAAUGGUUGAUAAUGUGAUUUGAUCAUGCCUGAAUGUGCUGAGCAAUAAAUGCUAUUUGAAGAGCA
Molecule: messenger RNA, 4314 nt
Organism: Oncorhynchus kisutch (coho salmon)
Lineage: Eukaryota; Metazoa; Chordata; Actinopteri; Salmoniformes; Salmonidae
Product: proteoglycan 4-like
Exons: 1
Coding region: 143-3442 (1099 amino acids)
Source: RefSeq, a predicted model, not a curated record